AUGAAUAUAUUUCGACUCUUAGGAGAUUUCUCUCAUUUAGCAGCUAUUAUUAUUUUAUUAGCUAAAAUUUGGAAGACACGUUCAUGUGCUGGUGUAUCCGGUAAAAGUGUUUUACUUUAUGCAAUUGUAUUUACCUGUCGUUAUCUUGAUUUAUUUGUUCAUUAUGUUAGUUUAUAUAAUACGAUAAUGAAAGUGAUCUAUCUUAUUUCAACAUAUUUUACACUUUAUUUAAUUUAUAUAAAAUUUAAAUCAACAUAUGACCGUAAUCAUGAUACAUUUCGUAUUGAAUUAUUAUUAUUACCUUCAGCUGCACUUGCUUUUGUUUGGAAUCAUGAAUUUUCCGUACUUGAAAUUCUUUGGACAUUUUCAAUUUAUCUUGAAUCUGUUGCUAUACUUCCUCAAUUAUAUAUGGUUACUAAAACAGGUGCGGCUGAAACAAUAACAAGUCAUUAUUUAUUUGCAUUGGGUAUAUAUCGAUUUCUCUAUAUUCUCAAUUGGGUUUAUCGUUAUUAUAUGGAAAACUUUCUUGAUUGGAUUUCAAUUGGAUCUGGAAUUGUUCAAACAAUUCUGUAUUGUGAUUUUUUUUAUUUAUAUGUAACGAAAGUUCUUCGCGGAAGACAAAUACGUUUCUCAGAAACUGUAUAA
Messenger RNA from Adineta steineri, 645 nucleotides. NCBI's taxonomy places the organism in Eukaryota, Metazoa, Rotifera, Eurotatoria, Adinetida, Adinetidae. The record is from the annotation of a GenBank genome assembly.